Molecule: messenger RNA, 1301 nt
Organism: Solanum stenotomum
Lineage: Eukaryota; Viridiplantae; Streptophyta; Magnoliopsida; Solanales; Solanaceae
Exons: 9
Coding region: 81-1025 (314 amino acids)
Biological process (GO): CAAX-box protein processing
Cellular component (GO): endoplasmic reticulum membrane
Molecular function (GO): metalloendopeptidase activity
Source: RefSeq, a predicted model, not a curated record
GAGAUAUUAAAAAAAAAUUGAUGUGAGCAAGAGUAGGGGUGAGGUGAGCAACAAAACAAGUCUCUUCAUCUUCUUGUUCAAUGGCUUCCCUCUGCUUCUCCCCAUCGGUUCUCAGUUGUAAGAUUAAACCUCCGAUUACUGGAUUUCGGAAGCAAAGAUUGAGCCUUUUUGUAUGUCGAGCAGCCUCCCUCACGUUUCGUGAUCUUGAUGCAGACGAUUUUAGGCAUCCUCUUGACAGACAGAAUACGUUGCUUUUGAGAGCAAUACCUGGUCUCAACGAAAUUGGAAAAGCCUUACUAGGGACUGUUUCAGAGCAAAUUAUGCUUCUGGAGAACAUAGGGACGUCAGUUCUUGUUUCGGAAAAUCAGCUACCUGAACUUCAUUACUUAAUGGUUGAGGCUGCUAGAAUACUCAAUAUUGAGGCUCCUGACUUGUAUAUACGUCAAAGUCCUGUACCCAAUGCAUAUACCCUGGCUGUCAGUGGUAAAAAGCCUUUUGUAGUGGUUCAUACAAGCCUUGUGGAGCUGCUCAGUCAAAAGGAAUUGCAGGCUGUCUUGGCUCAUGAGUUAGGUCAUCUGAAAUGUGAUCAUGGUGUGUGGUUGACAUUUGCUAAUAUUCUCACUCUUGGGGCCUACACUGUUCCUGGUGUUGGCAGUUUGAUUGCUCAAAGACUAGAAGAACAGCUCUUACGCUGGCUUCGAGCAGCAGAACUCACCUGUGAUCGUGCAGCACUUCUUGUUGCUCAAGAUCCAAAGGUGGUUAUUUCAGUACUAAUGAAAUUAGCGGGCGGCUGCCCAUCUCUGUCGGAUCAACUGAAUGUGGAUGCAUUCUUAGAGCAAGCUCGCUCCUAUGACAAAGCAUCAUCAAGUCCAGUUGGGUGGUAUAUUAGAAAUGCUCAAACAAGGCAACUUUCACAUCCACUCCCUGUUUUACGUGCACGCGAGAUUGAUGAAUGGUCAAGAAGUCAAGAGUAUAGGUCACUUCUUCAGCGUGCAAUACAGGUGAAUUCUGUGCAAAAAGUUUAGCGCUUCAGGAGAAUGAACAUUGGUGCUGAAUACAUGUAAAUAUACAGGUACUAUCUAUUCUUCUUAAAAUCUCAGAUUGGAUUCAGUGGAGUUGUUAGUAAAGGCUGGAGGAGCCUCUACUUUGUGGAUGUAAACCAGGAAAAAGUGCUUCUUGUGUAUGGUUUACAGUAAAUCUAGAGUGGUUCAGUAGAAUCACAAUUUACGACUAUCAGCUCGAACAUUAUGUAUAUGUAUAUGUAUGUGUGUGAAAACCAAGUACUAUGUGUGAAGAUAAAU